CCGAGGCGGUCGUCCAUCGCAAUCGCAUUUGGAAUCGCAAGGGCCAUCGGUCCGCCGGAGUCCAGAACCGCGUGGGGGUCUUCAAUCAUCCGAAUCCAAAAUUCCGAAUCCGAGAAUCCGAUUGAUCAGCCGGCGGCUUACCUUAACCGAUAACGUUAAUUUGAAUGCAAGCGCGAAUCGUUCGUCACGCGGGCAAAAAUACAAAUAAACAAAUGCAAAAGUUUCAAAUUUGAAAUACGAAAAUACAAUGAAAAUGUGAACGAGUGGUCGCAGCCGCUUCUCCGUCAAUUGCAGUUGUAGUGCACUUAUAAAGUAUCCAAUUAAAUAGGACUCCUCAUAUAAAACAACAAUCAUAAAAAAUACCAACCUGGCAAUAAAAAUAAUAACAGCUUUGUGUCAAUAAAACAAUGCGGAAUGUUUUGAUAUGAAAGCGGAGGACUGCGCAGGAAAGCGAUUGCAUUAAUUGAUACAAUGACAACAGUUUGCUUUUACCAGAGGCCCACAAGCUCCAGUUCCUGCUGCUGCUCCUGCGCCUGCUCCUGCUUCUGGGAAAUGGAAGGAUAUGGAAGGGCUUAGGCAGGCUGUUGCCAGGGAUAGUACUACUCGAUAGCGGACUCAUGGCUGUCAACCUGCAGCUGAAUAACUUAAGCGCCAUAUAUCCAUCGCUCAUGUAUGUGGCCGCCUCCUCCCUGCGGGGAUUGGCACUGGGAUCGGGAUCGGGAUUGGGGUCGGGGCAGCCGGAGAACAUAUCCAUCGUGUACGAGGAUGCCAGAGCGAAUGCCAAUGUGAAUUCGAUCAAUGAGACAGCUGGCGGCGCGGAUGCAGUAGCUCUCACCGAACCCGGACCGACAGCACCAGCGACCACAUUCAAUUACUACAACGAGUCGGCGGCGGCGACCGAGUGGGAGCACUUCUACGACCUGGUGCUGUCUUGGCAGGGCAUCAUCCUGAUUGCCGUCUUCGCCACCUUCAUCGUGGUGACCGUCAUCGGGAAUACGCUGGUCAUACUGGCCAUAUUGACCACGCGCCGGCUACGCACCAUCACCAACUGCUUUGUGAUGAGUCUGGCCGUGGCCGAUCUGCUCGUGGGCAUCUUCGUGAUGCCCCCCGCCGUCGCCGUCCAUCUCACAGGCUCGUGGCAACUGGGCUGGGUGCUCUGCGACAUUUGGAUCUCCCUCGACGUGCUCCUCUGCACGGCCUCCAUUCUCAGCUUGUGCGCCAUCAGCGUGGACAGAUAUUUGGCCGUGACCAGGCCGCUCACGUACUCCCGUAAACGGCGCUCGAAAAGAUUGGCGCUAAUCAUGAUCCUUAUCGUCUGGCUACUGGCACUGGCCAUCACCUGUCCCCCCAUCCUGGGUUGGUACGAGCCGGGACGAAGGGACCUGCGGGAGUGCCGGUACAACCAAAACGAGGGCUACGUCAUCUUCUCGGCCAUGGGCUCCUUCUUCAUACCCAUGGCGGUCAUGAUUUAUGUGUAUGCAAGAAUUUCCUGUGUCAUUGCAUCCCGGCACGACAAUAUGACCGACAUAAGUGUUCACAACAAGAAAUUCAAGCGCUACACGGCGGCGGACGUGGAGAACGAGCUAUCGGAGGUGGAGCAGGGCAACUCCAUGGGCCAGGGACAGGGACAGGGACCGGGACCGGGACAGCGCCAGAGGCAGGCCAACUCGCGUACCUUCUCCAAUCAGACGAUAGCCAAGGAGCUGCACGACAUGAUGCUGAGCGACAGCGACAAUUGUGCUCCGGGAGGAGCUAGUGCCACCAUUACCACCACCAUCGCUGGAGGGACCCAAACACACACCCACACCCAUACCCACUGUCAAUCUCUGCUUGCUUUGCCCUCCGGCGGAGAAGGAACUGGCGGAGCUGAUCCAACGGGUUGUGCCAAGAGUGGGUGUUACGAACUCACAAGGCCCUCCUCGCUGAAGCGCACUUCCACGACCUCGUCGACCAUCACCAGCAUGACCAGUGGCAUGGGGCCGGUCAGCAGUCUCCUGGACGCCCAGUGGCAGUCCCAGCAGCCGGGUCAUAGUCAAUCCCUGUUACAGCCGCCGCGUCCACACAGCUUUCGGUAUUCACACAGGGAAAGGGAGCGGGAUCGCUUGAGCAGCAGCCAUCACCACCAUCCUCAUUAUCAUCACCAGGCGAGCGUGACCGCCACCAGUGGCAACCAGACCAGUGGCAGUGCCAACACCAACAGCAAGUCCCUGUCCAAUCGGAUUACGUCGCUGAAGAAGGAGAACAAGACGACGCAGACACUGAGCAUUGUGGUGGGCGGCUUCAUCGCCUGCUGGCUGCCCUUCUUCGUCAACUACCUGAUCACACCGUUUCUGGCCGAGCACCAGGCCAGCCAAAUGCUGGCCAAGGCUUUGACGUGGCUGGGCUGGUUCAACAGUGCCAUCAACCCGUUCAUCUACGCCUUCUAUAGUGUCGACUUCCGGGCGGCCUUCUGGCGCCUCACCUGCAAGCGCUUCUUCAGCGCCGGCCAGAAGCCGCAGUUCCCCACGAACACGAUGUCCAUCAGGCGAUAGGGGAACCCCCUCAUCAUCCAUCCUCACCCCCCUUUCCAGCCCUGAACAAAUUGCCCGCGCAUAACGUAUCAUUAACGUAUUCAUUAACUUAAGUCAAGGUGUGGUUCGUACGCAAUUGCACCGCCAGACCACACGUCCACCCAAUUGUUCUCUAGUUUCUCGCAUAUAUUUAAUUUCAACGUGAGGGUUUGCUUCCGAUUCUGUAUCAAUUUGCCACAUAAGGGACUACAUUCGCCCACCACGAAUUCCACUGGUUUCAGUUGACCUCUACAGACCACAGUUGAACUUCUUUAAGCCCAACACUUGCAAUCAUUUACAAAUUGUAUCUUUUUUAAAGGAGAAAAUAAUUUAAUGGCUUGAGUAUCUCAGGCUCUAAAUUUUACUUAAGACAGCUAAGGAUUUUUGCUAUUAAAGCUAUGGUAAUAAUUUAGGCUGACCGACUACAAUUAUUUAGAUGACUAAUCUUAUUAAAUUGAUAAACUAAUUAAUUGCUUAAAACAUCUCAGGUUAUUAUUACACUAUAUAAUUACCCUAAGACUUGAAAAAGAUUAAUUUAUUUAGUUAGUUAAAUCUAUAAUACAUACCCAUACUUAAGACAAAAAGUGAUUAAGUUCAUAAUCGAAAAGUUAUCAUAGAUAUAUGUAAGAAGAAAAACCUCAACUAUUGAGUUAUGAAGAGUUCACUUCCGUUACAUAAAAUUGACUUAGAGAAGUUAGACUCACGGAAGUUCAACUGUAUAAAAAUCGCAAUACGACGACUCAAGGUAUUUUUGCAGCCGGAAUUUUGCAUGCGAAGCCCGUGGAAAAUCUGAUAUGCGGCAGCACGUAUCGAUUUAGUAAUUUCCGCGCGACUUUUCCGCUCAGCGGGCGGCGCCUUUAAACUGGCAACAUUGCCUUGGAUGUUGGCUUUUUGCUGGGGCGCCAGAACAACCCGACUUGGCCAGUGGCACAGACAGCUCAGAUGGAUGAGAAAACUUGUUUAUAUGGCUGGCCGAAAGUGCGCACAUUGCUCAUACGCUGAAAUUCAGCCGUGUGCUUGUGGUGGGCGGUUACCUUUCGGUCCGCUCGAGUUCUGCAUUCCCUUUGCCAAUUUGCGAUGCAGCUGGUCCCUAUCGCACUUAAAUUUAGUGCUUUAUGAUAUCUAUAUCAUAUAGUUGAUAUCAGGGCAUCAUAAACUCCGAAAAUACUAGUUGAUUGAUUUACAUUUACUUAACAUAGGUACUGAAAUCAGUGGAAACCUUUGGGUGGAUCAAGUCGAGAAUUAGCUAUAAUCAGCUUUCGGAAUGCCAGUCAAAAACAGUUACUGUGAUUUAGUUUAUAGUUGAAGUUGGCUGGAACUUCAAGAGUUUUCCCUUAGCUUUAGUACCGUGUGCGAGUGUGUGUGUGUGUGUGACGAAGUGAAAGCGUAUGUGCAAAUGAGGUUUAAUACCGUAUAUAAUUUAAGGCAUAAUUUAUUCAGGUCAUCAACAGCAUAGCUAACCCAAGUAGGAAUAAAUGUCGUGUUGUACCAAGCAAUCUACUUUUAACUCCAUCCAUUGCCGGCGGUGUGUGAAGUCAUAAACGCAAUCAACCAAUGCUACGACAUAGAGAUUAAGUCAGACGAACGCUCAUCAGCAUGCGAACACGUAUACGCACUGUAGCUCAUCCCAGUUCAUCCUUUUUGCGAGAGGCUUUCAAUCGGUGGCGUCAAUCCUUCUGAAUUUCUGCCCACAUGUCAGGCAUAGCAAGUCAAACAGAUACAGAUACAGAUACAGAUACAAAUGCUUCGGGUGAGAAGUCUUCCGACCCGUCGGAAAAGCAAAUACGGCGGAUGGAGCUCAUCAUCGCACGCCCGUCUAUCAACUCUCAACUCUCAUUACUUAACUCUCUACUCUCAAACCAACUGAUAUCACAUACAUAAUCCGUAUAAUCUGCAUAUAUAUUAAUAGUUGUGUGUACGAACGGAAUAUUUUUUGGAACCGAACAAAUAAAUAGACAAUUCGAAAAGUC
Drosophila elegans is the source of this 4519-nucleotide messenger RNA. Its product is annotated as 5-hydroxytryptamine receptor 1A-alpha. The transcript is spliced from 6 exons. The record is from RefSeq and is a predicted model, not a curated record. Gene Ontology annotation, molecular function: G protein-coupled receptor activity. NCBI's taxonomy places the organism in Eukaryota, Metazoa, Arthropoda, Insecta, Diptera, Drosophilidae. Gene Ontology annotation, cellular component: membrane. Bases 618 to 2531 code for a protein of 637 amino acids. Gene Ontology annotation, biological process: adenylate cyclase-activating adrenergic receptor signaling pathway.